GCAUGCGUGCGGGUGGAGUCCGCUUUGAAUUCCGGAGGCGGUAUUCGGUCGUCAGAGGCCUCUGCGGGUGUUUGUCCAGUGUGUCAGAACAUAUGCAGUAAUGUCAUCUCAAAAGAGAGGUAAGAACGUCCAGGCACAAAACAGGACUUCACAAGGUAGUAAUAGUUUUCAGACCACGCUUUCAGCCUGGAAAGUAAAACAGGAUCCAAGCAACUCAAAGAGCAUCUCAAAACAUGGAGAAGACAAUCCAGUGGGAAAUUAUGAACAUGCUGAUGAUCAAGCUGAAGAUGCUCUGCAAAUGGCAGUGGGAUAUUUUGAGAAAGCUCUGAGAAUCUUUAACAAACAAACUGUUGUACUUUUUUAUCGUUGGCUGGUUGCAAUGUUUGACUUCAUUGAUCAUAAGGAGCAAAUUAACUUGCUCUAUGGCUUCUUUUUUGCCUCAUUGCAAGAUGAUGCAUUGUGCCCUUAUGUUUGCCAUUUGUUAUAUUUACUUACGAAAAAAGAGAAUGUCAAACCAUUUCGUGUGAGAAAACUGCUUGAUCUUCAGGCCAAAAUGGGAAUGCAGCCUCAUCUCCAGGCUUUGUUGUUGCUGUAUAAGUUCUUUGCCCCUGCUCUGAUUUCUGUAUCUUUGCCUGUAAGGAAGAAGAUCUAUUUUAAGAAUUCAGAGAAUCUUUGGAAGACAGCUCUGCUUGCCGUGAAGCAAAGAAACCAGGGACCUUCUCCAGAACCUCUGAAAUUGAUGUUAGGUCCAGCUAAUGUUCGUCCUCUAAAAAGAGUAAGUAUCUAAAUUAUACCAGUGCUCAAUUCCAGUAGCUGCACUAAAGAAUGUGGAAAAAAAGAAAUGAGUCUUUCUGAUUGUCUGAAUAGAAGUAGAUCAUUUCCACUAGAACAGCUUCAAAGCUUCCCCCAACUUUUACAGAACAUCCAUUGCUUAGAGCUGCCUUCUCAGAUGGGCUCAGUGCUAAACAACUCUCUGCUGCUUCACUAUAUUAAUUGUGUCAGAGAUGAGCCUGUCUUGCUGAGGUUUUAUUACUGGUUGAGUCAAACAUUACAAGAAGAAUGUAUUUGGUACAAGGUGAAUAAUUAUGAACAUGGAAAAGAAUUUACCAAUUUCCUGGAUACUAUCAUCAGGGCAGAGUGCUUCUUACAAGAGGGGUUUUAUUCUUGUGAAGCCUUCCUGUAUAAGAGCCUUCCUCUCUGGGAUGGCCUCUGUUGUCGGUCACAGUUCCUUCAGCUUGUGAGCUGGAUUCCUUUUAGUAGCUUCUCUGAGGUGAAACCACUUCUUUUUGACCGUCUAGCACAGCUCUUCUUUACAUCAACCAUUUAUUUUAAGUGUAGUGUUCUUCAGAGUCUGAAAGAGCUACUGCAGAAUUGGCUGUUGUGGCUUUCUAUGGACAUUCACAUGAAACCUGUUACAAACAGUCCUCUAGAGACAACUUUGGGUGGAUCCAUGAACUCUGUGUCUAAACUGAUCCACUAUGUAGGGUGCCUGUCCACUACUGCAAUGCGCUUGGAGAGCAACAGUACUUUCUUGCUGCACUUUAUUUUGGAUUUCUAUGAGAAGGUAUGUGACAUAUAUAUAAAUUAUAACCUUCCAUUAGUGGUGUUGUUUCCUCCUGGGAUCUUCUAUUCUGCACUUCUCAGCCUGGAUGCCAGCAUCCUGAAUCAGCUGUGUUUUAUUAUGCAUAGGUAUCAUAAAAAUUUGACUGCCGCAAAGAAAAAUGAGUUGGUCCAAAAGACAAAAUCCGAGUUCAAUUUCAGCAGCAAGACUUAUGAAGAAUUUAAUCACUAUUUGACAUCCAUGGUUGGUUGCCUGUGGACCUCCAAACCCUUUGAGAAAGGAAUAUAUAUUGACACUGAAAUCCUAGAAAAUACUGGAGUGGCUGAAUAUAAAAAGAGUUUAAAUGUAGUCCAUCAUCCUUCUUUCUUGAGUUAUGCUGUUUCCUUUUUGCUACAGGAAAGCCCAGAAGAAAGGACAGUAAACGUGAGCUCUAUUCGGGGAAAGAAAUGGAGCUGGUAUUUGGACUAUUUAUUUUCACAGGGGUUACAAGGCCUGAAACUUUUUAUAAGAAGUAGUGUUCAUCGUUCUUCCGUUACCAGAGCAGAGGGCAUAAACUACAACAAUCAGUAUUAAAUGAAUGUUAACAUAAACUGAGCAUACUGGACUAAACUCCUUCCUUGAUGCUAGAGGCAAAGUGGCUCAUCUUGAGUUCCUAUUUUCAUUUCACUGACUGCCACCCUCAAGGAGUACUCAGACUGGCCUUCUGUUCAUGGCUUAGGAGAGCCUUGGCGUGGCUAACUGAUUUUUCAAGAUGUAAAUUCUUUAGCCUACUAGUGAAAAAUGACCCCUUCAUCAUCAGGCUCUGCAUUCUACCAAAUUGUAUAUAAAAAGACACAUCUGUUUUGUGGUAGGAUUUUUUCCACGUUUUUGUAUACUAUGAGCUGCAUUGAUGGAAGACAGCAGUAAUAUGUGGUGACAGGUAAUUCACAGACAUACACAUGCAAAAUACUUUGCUGCCUCUGGGGACAUUCCCAUUUUUCUUACUGUGAACAAUAGCACGAGCACCAAAUUAACAGGAUGCAAUACGUAUGGCUCUAAAAGCCCUAAGUAGCUGGUAACUUCCUGGGCCUUCAAUCGUAGCAAUUUGAUGAGGGAAUGAAGGCGAGAGGAUUUGUUGGGUAAUCAAGACAUUCCUAUAUAUGUUUCAUUUCAUGAAACUGCUCUAUUUUGUUUGUGUAUAUAUAUAUAUAUAUAUAUAUAUAUAUAUAUAUGUGUGUGUGUGUGUAUGUGUGUGUAUAUAUAUGUGUGUGUCUGUGGCUUCAGUUUUUAAGUGUUGAGGACUAAAUAAACUAACCGAAAUUUUACUUUCA
Messenger RNA from Cebus imitator (Panamanian white-faced capuchin), 2871 nucleotides. RefSeq names its product centromere protein I (gene CENPI). Lineage: Eukaryota; Metazoa; Chordata; Mammalia; Primates; Cebidae. The transcript is spliced from 20 exons. Gene Ontology annotation, cellular component: kinetochore. The record is from RefSeq and is a predicted model, not a curated record.